AUGAAAAAAUACAUUCCAGAUAGUUUGUCUGAUAAAGUUAUCAGGCUCUACCGAAAAGACACAAACAAGUAUGUAAUACAUGAGACGACGAAUAAAACGUCAGGAACGAAUUGCCAUAAAGAGAGACAGGAGGUGCAUAACCACGAGCUGUGUGUACUUACAGAUGAGGGACUACAUACGGAAGAGUUGAUAACGCUAUUCAUGAUGCUACUGGAUGAAUGCAAAGAGCAAUAG
This is a messenger RNA of Plasmodium inui San Antonio 1, 234 nucleotides long. RefSeq lists its product as hypothetical. The transcript has a single exon. NCBI's taxonomy places the organism in Eukaryota, Apicomplexa, Aconoidasida, Haemosporida, Plasmodiidae. The record is from RefSeq and is a predicted model, not a curated record. Bases 1 to 234 code for a protein of 77 amino acids.